Acanthoscelides obtectus is the source of this 2048-nucleotide messenger RNA. NCBI's taxonomy places the organism in Eukaryota, Metazoa, Arthropoda, Insecta, Coleoptera, Chrysomelidae. The record is from the annotation of a GenBank genome assembly.
UGAAUUUCAUAAUACAUUUACAGUAGUAAAACCUAGUUCAUUUUAUUUUGUAUCCUUUGAAAUUUCCCGUAAUUGGGUUUAUACGUGUUGUGAAUUAAAUAAUUUUAUUAUUAUUGCUUGGGGAGCUGCUUCUCUAGCAUGAAACCCACGAUAGAAUUUUUCCCAAGAAAAAAAGUCCAUAAGAAAUUGCCCCUCAACCCCAAUAACUGGGUCCGCUCCUGUUAAGAAAUACAAGUUAAAACUUGGUUAAAACGCAUUUCGUUAUCAAGAAAUGAAAGCUAAUCUCUCUCUGUCCCCAAUUCAUAAGACGCUCUUCUACGUUCGAAAUAUUAACGAACUGCGAAAUGUCAGUGAUAAAUAAAAAUGCUCAUGAUAUCGAGAUCAAAGUUCCUUGGGGGUACAUUGCAGCAAAAAUAUGGGGAGAAGAAAGCCUUCCUAUAGUAUUGACGGUACAUGGCCGAAUGGACAACGCUGGAGCCUUUGACAACUUAAUACCGCUAUUACCUGAUAAAUUUCGUUACGUUUGCAUAGAUUUACCAGGACAUGGCAAAUCCUCACAUUUUCCACCUCAUCUACCUCUGCAUACGCUCAACUUUCUACUGGUCUAUAGGAUUAUGAGCAAGUACUUUGAUGAAAAAAGCUUUAUUCUAUUAGGUCACAGUUAUGGUGCACAAUUAGGCAUUCUUUUCUCAAGAAUGUAUCCACAUUUAGUAGAAAAAUUUAUAAUGAUUGAAGGAAUACAUGCCUACCCGAUUAAAGCAGAUGACUACAUAAUACAUAUGCUAAAAAUAUUUCAAGAUCACUUUAGUGUUCAUAAUAAACUGGCAACAGGAAAGCAACCGAAAUAUAAAUAUGAAGAAGCCUUUAACAAAGUUAAAUGCAACAGGGAUAACGGACCGCCCAUAUCUGAUAAAGCUACAGAAGUUUUGUUGAAACGUGGGUUACGGAAAGUAGGGGACGACCAAUACAUAUUUACAUUAGACCAAAGAAUGAAGUAUUACAUUGAUCCGCUUCAUGACUGCAACUUUGCAGUACACAGUUUGAAAAAGCACCCACUGCAGUGUCCAACAUUGAUGAUUUUAGCCAAAGGAAACGAUUAUACCACCAAAUUGUUCACACCCGUGCUGAACGAACUGAAGAAACGAGACAACUUCAAGUAUUUUGAAGUGGAGGGAUAUCACGAUGUUCACAAUGUACAUCCGGAGAGAGUAGCACCAUUUAUUCAAGAGUUUUUAACUUCUAAAGGUUACGCAGAAACACUUGGCAGCAACACAUUCAGAAAAUUAGCUGCAGCUGCUUCAAGGUUUACAAGAUUUUUAUAAAGAUAAGAUCGAUAGUGUUCAUUUUUAUUUACAACUACCUUUAAAAACCUUUAACAUUAAAUAAUAAAGUAUAGUCUUAAGAGUUAUAUACAAAGUAUUUUUGUACAACUAGUGGAGUACAUGAGAGUUUUAACCUCGGAAUACAGUUACACUGAAUGAAAUUGAAAAUAAAUACGUGCAGUUAGUAAGAUUUUAAAAAAUCGGGUUACCAUAAUAAUUCAAAAAACCAAUUGCAAUAUCUCUAAAAUAGAAGAUAUAUUGAGAAAUAAUUUGAAUAGUUCGUAAAAAUACGCUCUAUUGCCAGAUUCAUGGCGUUAAAGUUGUAUUUCCGAACCUGUAUUUAUACGAAUAUUUUUUAUAGGUUAUUAAAUCGCAUAUUGACGGGUCAUAUCUUAAAUCGGGCUCAUUUUUUUUGUCUGGAAUGUAUCCAUGGAGGCAUGAGCUCUGUAAUAUUAAUGGUACUAGGACGGACGGUUUGGAGUGGAGUCGCGCUCAAAGUUUAAAGGUUUGGUAAAAAAAGUAUUUUAUGAUAACAAGUAAAAAUAUAUCAUUGAUCACGUUGUUUAACAAAAAUAGUUAGAUUUCAGUUUGCCAAAUAUUUCAUAUUAACUAAAUCUCCCAUAAACAUAAAAACAAAUCAAUUUAUCAAAAUAAAAAAGCCUUCAAACUAUACUGUUUAAUCUCUGUAAGGUACAAGUACUGCCUUUUUGACCUAUAUACCUAUAU